AUAAAGAUAGAUUAUAACAUUUUAUUAUAUUUGAAACUUAUGAUGCAAUCGAUAUAUUGGUUUUUGCCGGUAUUUGUUACAAUGAAACAUAUUUUCCUGAUUUUGGACAAAUUAUUUAAUAUAUACAAGAGAACUACAUCAAUUUUGCUAGAUAAAAUGGAUACAUAUAUGUUUAUUCUUUCAUUCUUUAAAUGUGCAAGUGUGAAAAAUAUAUUUUAUGUGUACAUAAAUAAUACAAUAUAUAAAAUAUCAUUCAUUAAACACUGCGAAUAAUGAAUGGUUAAUUAUGAUAUUACAUUUCAAUUUUUUGUAGAGCAGAAUGCCUGAUAAUGAACCACCUGGCACAUUGUACGAAUGUGUAAUGCAUACUAUAUUUUAUCGCAUAAUGAACUAAAGGAUAAACAAAGGAAAAGAAAGAACGAGCGAAGUCCACGCUAAAGUCAUUGAUUAUAUUAAUACGUAUUGACAAUUAUCUACGUUUAAAUUUUUGCUACUUGUACACUUAUGCUUACAUAAUGCGACAUAAUAUGUAUAUAUGUAAAUAUAUUUUAGUAAAAUUCUCUUCAUUUGGAAUUAUUUUUGACAUUUGCACAAGUGUUAAAUGACAAAUAUUCAAUUAUCAUCAGUGAAUUCUAUAUACGUCAUUUGCGCUUUGACUGAUAAGAAGAUGCGUAUAUUUAAGUGUCAAAAGUUGCUGGAACCAGUUCAUUAUACAUAGCGGUAAUUAAGAAGGUAUAAUAGACAGCACGAUGUCACGUCUCUGCCUGCUCAUACUCUUCCUUGGCAUUGCUGUUCGAUUUAGUGAUUGUCAAAAUUACAACAUUUAUGGAAAUGACGUAGAUUGCAACACACCGAGUGCACCUGGUUCCGAGAAAACUCGUCUAACAUACACCGAAACGUUACUGGAAGGAAUAAACUCUCUCAAUCCUUUCAAGAAAAAGAAAAACUAUUCAUUGGAAAGAGCAACCUUCAGCGACGUCCUCGAAGAAGUUGAAAAUUAUCUUGGUAUUUUCCCAGGAACACGAUGGUGCGGCAAUGGAGAUAACGCCAAAAGCGAGGAUGAUCUCGGCCGUUACAACGAUACGGAUGCCUGUUGCAGGGCGCAUGAUAAUUGCCGAAACAAUAUUAUAGCCGGUGAAAUAAAGCUCAAUCUCAUAAAUAAUGGUCUUUUCACAAGGUCAUCUUGCGCUUGCGACGAUGAAUUCUUUCACUGUUUGAAAACGACCUCCAGCAUACCUUCUAAAACUGUCGGAAAAAUGUAUUUCAAUACAUUGGGACCGCAGUGCUUUGAAUGUAUAUGCCCAACAAACGAUUGCAACCUUAACGAUAAAACGGAUUGCGAGGGUCAUUGCGAUAAGUAUCGAUGGAGAAAAAAUAAUAAAUUUUAAUUAAUAACAGCGGAUUCGAUUUUGGCAAAAGGAAGAUCUUCUAUUAAUUUUAAUUGUAGGUAAGAUUUUUGAAAAUGUACGUAAUCCUCGCAAUUUUGCAGUUCGUUACUUUUGAUGUAUAAUAUGGUUUUUUUUAACAGCUUCCCUCUUAAGAGACUUUUCAAGUACAUUAUUAUAUUUUAAAA
This is a messenger RNA of Nylanderia fulva, 1573 nucleotides long. RefSeq names its product phospholipase A2-like. Lineage: Eukaryota; Metazoa; Arthropoda; Insecta; Hymenoptera; Formicidae. The record is from RefSeq and is a predicted model, not a curated record. Gene Ontology annotation, biological process: arachidonate secretion; phospholipid metabolic process. Gene Ontology annotation, molecular function: A2-type glycerophospholipase activity.